Messenger RNA from Boleophthalmus pectinirostris (great blue-spotted mudskipper), 1999 nucleotides. RefSeq names its product adenosine kinase a (gene adka). The record is from RefSeq and is a predicted model, not a curated record. Gene Ontology annotation, cellular component: cytosol; nucleus. Gene Ontology annotation, molecular function: adenosine kinase activity. Gene Ontology annotation, biological process: purine ribonucleoside salvage. Lineage: Eukaryota; Metazoa; Chordata; Actinopteri; Gobiiformes; Gobiidae.
UUUUCCGUAGCACGCCUGCAUUUUUCCUCCAGCAACGUGCAGUGCACAAAGCUCUAUCAACCAUGGCUUCAGACGAACCAAAGGCCAAGAAACACAAACUUUCAGAGGAUGAAGAUGAGAAAGAUGUGUCUCCUUCAAAAAAGGCAUCUUCAAAACUAAGUCCAAAUUCAUUAUUUGGUAUGGGAAAUCCUUUACUGGACAUCUGUGCUGUAGUGGACAAGGACUUCUUGGACAAAUACUCACUGAAGCCUAAUGAUCAGAUCCUGGCUGAUGACAAGCACAAAGCACUAUUUGAGGAGUUGGUGAAGAAAUUCAAGGCUGAAUAUCAUGCAGGUGGAGCUACACAGAACUCUAUUAAGGUUGCUCAGUGGAUGAUCCAGGAACCUCAUAAAGUGGGCACUUUCUUUGGCUGCAUUGGCAAAGACAAGUUUGGGGAGAUCCUGAAACAGAAAGCUGAGGAGGCCCACAUUGAUGCUCAUUACUACGAGCAGAGUGAGGAGCCCACAGGAACAUGUGCUGCGUGCAUCACUGGUGAUAACAGGUCUCUGAUUGCGCACCUUGCUGCUGCUAACUGUUACAAAAAGGAUAAACAUCUUGACUUGGAGGAGAACUGGAAGUUAGUGGAAAAGGCCAAAGUCUACUACAUUGCUGGUUUCUUCUUAACGGUUUCUGUGGAGUCUAUGUUGAAAGGCAAACAUGCCUCUGAAAACAACAAAACAUUUUGUUUAAACCUAUCUGCGCCGUUCAUCAGCCAGUUCUUCAAAGAUAACCUCAUGCAGGUUAUGCCAUAUGUAGACGUACUCUUCGGCAAUGAGACGGAAGCGACUGCAUUUGCUAAAGAGAUGGAAUUUGAGACCAAAGACUUAAAGGAGAUUGCUAAGAAAGCCCAAGCUCUGCCAAAAGUCAGCAAGGAAAGACCAAGGAUUGUUGUGUUCACUCAAGGAAAGGAUGAUACUAUCAUGGCCUUAAGUGAAAAGAUAGACACAUAUCCUGUGAUAAAAGUUGACCCUAAAGACCUUGUGGAUACAAAUGGGGCUGGUGAUGCUUUUGUGGGAGGUUUCUUAUCAGAGCUGGUUCAAGAGAAGCCUCUGGAUCAAUGUGUGAAAGCUGCUCACUACGCUGCCAAUGUCAUCAUCCAACGUGCUGGCUGCACCUUCCCAGAAAAACCCAACUUCAGCUGAAACCUCCCCUGGCUGUACUCACUGAUUUGCCUGCAGCCAGAACUUGUCCCAUUUUUAAUGUAAUCUCUGCUCCGAAACACGUAUAACCUCAAUCUAUCCAGAUCACUUUCUACAAACCAAGAACAGAACCUUUUUGAUUCCUUUUUCAUCCACUGGAGGUCAGUAGAGUGUUACAGAGCAAAUUCUUCCCAGUGUCAGAAGCAUACAAGUGAAAUGCACACAUUUUGUUUUUAAAUGAUUUUUCCUCAAACAAAGAAAGACCACAUUUGAAUGAACAUUUGGACACCACAAAACAAUCAAACUGACUAAACCUACAGCAUGACUGUAUCUGAAUCUGGUUUUUUUUAACAGAGCUCAGUGUUCAAAAUGGGACUAUUGAAAGGCAGCUUGGUAUUAUAUUAGGCAGCAUUACUGUCAAUUAAUUCCUGAAUACAUUUCCGUCAUACAUAAUGCAAAUUUUAAAGUCACAAUUACACAUACCCAAGCAGUAUUAAGUCACAAUUUGUAGGUACUAAAACAUUUGGUAGCCAAACAUGAAUUGUGCCUUUUCCAGAUUUGAGUAGUUGUUAGUUAAGGUUAAGGAUAUUAUUCAUUUUCUUGAAGUCUAGAGCAGUGAUGGGCAAUCAUCACGUUCUUGUUUUUAUAGUAGUCCAAUAGUGAAUCUAGCAUGUAACUUAAUUGUAACACUGUAUUUGUCAAAGAAUGACCUUUUGCAAAUUUCUGUGAAUGCUUGUACAGUUAAAUUCAUUAGUCUUCUGUCCUAAGGCACUUUUGCCCAUCUCUGUACUAGACCACCGGCAAAUAAAACUUAAUCAGAA